CGCAUUAAUGCCAGUGAUGUCACCCCUAUAUCAUAACACAACAUAAAACGGAUAUUGCAGAAAGGACUCAAAGGAAAAUUAAUUUUGGAUACGUUUUGGUUUGUUCAGUGUCCGAGUGAAGUCUAUACGCCGAGCUGAAAUAAACGGCUCGACUCCAAAUCUAAAUAUAAAAUUUACAUGAACCAUGAACUGAGUUUGUGAGCGCGUUCUACACUGACGGACAACAGAAAAUCAUGUUAAGUUUUCUUGGAUUUCGUAAAGACUCAAAAAAGUCAACAUCCGACAAGGAAGUCGAUGGAGGAUUUGUCAUCGUAGGAGAGACACCAGAGGACCGCAGUCGGAAGACGCCGUCCAUGAACGUUGGACAGCUGUAUACGAACGUUGUUGUGCAGCCAUCAAAGCCGUCCUAUCCAGCUCCACCUCCACCUGCUGCUGAAGCGCUCCCUACACCUCUAUUUCCCCUGGGGACAUCAGAGGGCCCCCCAGCGGUGGAAGCUGCCUCCGCCCUCCCAGAUCUCCUUGGAGACAUCCCCUUCACUUUGGCUCCUCACGUCUUGGCCAUGCAGGCGGGGUGCCCUCUGGUUCCUGACGUGCUGCUGUCCCGUGACAUUAACUACAACCUGGCUAGUUUUCAGUAUGACUUCACUUUAGAAAACUCUGUGCUUCAUAACGGCUAGUUUUUUAUUUCACCGUUACCAUGACGUCACACUGCAGGGAGCUAGAGUCAGCAUCUACACCCACAUGAUUGAAAGAUCCACUGAACAAAAACCAGAUGAACAAAUCUAACCUCGUUCAGCUGAUAUGUUUUCAGCUUAAAACCAGAACCAUAAUACUGAUGAGCUUACAGACAUUUAUUCCUGUUUUCUGGUUUUCAGUAUAAAACAGAAUACCUGUGAAUUUCUCACCUUCAUUACAAACACAGAACACCUGUCAUGAUUUCUUAAGACGUUAUGAUCAUCAUGGACAUUAUUUCAGUCGUUUAAAGGCUUUCAAGUCAACCUUUGAUACAAGAUACUAAAGUCAGACAGGGAGACAAACAGGGUGGUAUCUACAGACAACCUGCCACCAACAACUAAAAUCUGAAUCUAACAUGUUGGUCUGAUGUGACCAGUUAAUAUUUGGACUGAUAAUUUUAGUUUGUUCCAUUCAAAUAAGUUACUGACCUGGUGGUUUGUUACCGGUCUGCGACGACUCCCACAUUAACCUCCCUCUUUAUUGUUUAAAAGUCCAAAUGUCAUUAGUUAACAUUUAUACAGCCGCCAUGAAACAGCUGGUCAGAACAUGAAGGAGCUUCAGCGCUUGUUUCAUCCACCUUUAACAGUCGUAGACUCACCAGCAGACGCGUCAUGAUCCAGCUCAGGUUCACUUCUGAUUUCAUAAAUCCCACCUACAAUCGAUGAGCUUCACCAUCGCAGGUCAAGAAAAGUCUUUUCUUUACGUAUUGUCUUCUUUUGUGCAACAAUAUCCAGAUGUUCUCUAAACGCCUCAAACACACACAAUAAAUUCAAUCUUACAGAUAAAUUGUACAAUUGUUUUUUUUUUAGACGUAACUACUAUGAAUCAGGACAAACUUAAUAAAAAUCCAGAUUUUUCAGCAGUGUGAUGAUAAUCUGAAACAAGUCCACCAUCCAACAUGUUCAAACCUGGCUCCACAGUUUUCCUUUAGGGGGGUCAGAGGGAAACACCCACCAAGUCUGGAGGAGAACACACCCAUUAUCGUUUACUUUUACACAAGUUCUCUUAUUCAUUCAUUGGAUAUGUUGCUAAAAUACCGAAUCGUGAUGAAGUCACUUAAAAUGUUUUUCUGAAUUAAUGAGAUCAGAAGAAACACCUGUUUUACCUGCAUGUACCAGGUGUAUUUUAAAGGAAAAACAUGUUCCAGUUUUUAAUUAAUCAGAUAGUUUUACACAACAAACCAAUUAUGUUACAUUUUUACAUUUAUGAUCUAAUUUUCAAAUCAAUGUUUUUAUCACUUUAUAAAAUAAAUAAUCUAAAGUAAUUUUCUUUUUUCUGAAAAAUUCGGUAAUUUUACAAAAAAAUCUUGUUUUUUUUCUGGAUUUUUUAUUAUUUUUUUUACAACAAAAUCAGUUACUUUAACUUUUUUAUUUCUCGUUUAUAAUCAGAAUUAAUGUAAUUUCACAAAAUAAGCUGAGUCUGUAAAUUAAAAAAAUUUAUAAGAAAAGUUUCAAAAAUGUAAUUUUAUCUUCAUUUUCUUAAUGAAUGAGACCAUUUUACACAAUUCAUGAGAAUUUCUUUCAAAUAAGUCCUUUUCUGUGUGUUUUUUAAUGAAUUCUCUUAUGAAUUAAUUUUACAAAAACAUUUUUGUUUUUUCUUAACUUCUAAAAUAAUUUACCAAGUAAAACCAAAAAUCUGUUCUUUUAAAAAAAAGUAUGAUAUCAAAACAAUUUUCUUCUCUCCUUUUUAUUGACUUAUUCAUGAGUUUUCUCACUUUCUGGAAGUGAAAAUAGAAAAAAGCUGGUGUCAUUCAGCAUCUUAAACGACGAUGGUUCGGCUACAUUUGAGUUCAGCUCAGCUGUGCACAAAGAAACAAUCACUGGUCCAGUUGCUGCAGAACCAGAACCUGAAGUCCCCGGAUCUCAUAUUCUGCCACUUUUCAAACAUUAUUUAUUCACAUUUUGAAAUGUGACAAUGAAGAACGAAGCGGGCUUGGCUUUCUCAGCAUGAACUCUUUACCACCUUUUAUUCUGAAGGAUCUGGACUCCUACAAAUUAGCUGUAGUGAAAAAUGAGGGUUCUGAUUUAGCGGUGCAGAACCAGCAGCCUCUUGUACCGCAGAUACCUCCUACUUAUCACGGUGGAUGUUCUUGCUCAUAAUUAUCACAUUAAUUCAGAAAAACAAAGUUUUAUUUUUCAAAUUUCUUAGAAGUGAAUCUGGUACACGUCUGUACAACAAGGAUGUUUAAUCCCAGCAAAUGAAGAAGUUUCCUCCUGAAUCUGGCCGCCUUUUUUUACCCAGCAUGUUUGUUUUGGUUUGUUGUUUGCUGUUUGUCUUUAGAUGUGUUUAUUCUUGUUCAGGACACAUGUUCCUCCACAUGAUGCAAUCAGAUUUAUUCCUUUGCUUGAUGGUCAAAACGUGUGGCUGUGAUUUAUCCAACUAGGAAUAUUUGCACCUUCUAUGUAGUUUUUUGUGAUUAUUAUCUGUUGAUGUUAAUUAAUUUGGUAGGAAGUUUAUAAAACUUCCACAGCAUUUUUUUUUUUGUUAAAUUUGAAGCCAUUUUAUCCUGAGUUUCGCAUUCUUUUCUUCAUUGAUGUUAAAGAUUAGGGCAAAAAAAAUGUAAAUAGAGCCAAAUUAGUGUAACAUUAAGAGCAACCAAGGAACAUGUACAUCCUCAACCUGUUAUUUAAAUGGACAUCAUGCUGGAUUUACUAAGAGCUGUCAUAGUUCAGAUAAAUCCAAAUGAUUAGUUUCUUCUGGUUCCUUUUUUAAUCUUUAUUAUUUUCAUUUUAAAUUUUAAGGUUGAACAUUGUAAAUAUAAAAUUUUAUCAUCAGCAAAGAAGUUCAGCUGUGACAAAACCAGAAUUUGUACAGUCAUGUACAGUAUUUCCUGUAAAUUUACCAGAAAAGAUUUGUAUCACUGAUGGCUUGUAUGUGAUCAGAUUUGGACUCCACUGCCAGCCGUGCCUUUAACAUGCUGAAGACUCAUUAAAUCCUUCUUCCUCA
This is a messenger RNA of Melanotaenia boesemani (Boeseman's rainbowfish), 3681 nucleotides long. It is a transcript of the gene umad1, whose product is annotated as UBAP1-MVB12-associated (UMA) domain containing 1. The record is from RefSeq and is a predicted model, not a curated record. NCBI's taxonomy places the organism in Eukaryota, Metazoa, Chordata, Actinopteri, Atheriniformes, Melanotaeniidae. The coding region runs from base 234 to 677 and encodes 147 amino acids. The transcript has 4 exons.